AACAACACUAACACAGUAAACCACAAACAUAAAACAUUGUGUUUUUCUGGUGAUUUAUACGCACUUGAUAAUCAAGUAAAGCAUAAAAGCAGGGCUUUGUCUGGAAUAACACAAAAUCUUCAUCAAGGUUCUGAAGGCAAAGAUCUGAAAACCAAGUUCAUGGCAAUGCUGAGAAGUCCGUUGCUGCUUUUCAUUGUGUUCUCCAUUGGAGAUGCAGGGGAUACAUGCCAGUAUGGAUGGACAAAUUUUGGAAGCCGAUGCAACAAGUUCAUCUUCUUCCAGGAAACCUGGAUCACAGUGGAGAGAAACCGUAUUGCUUUACAUGCGAAUCUCGCAUCUGUGCACAGUGAACAGGAAAAUGAUUUUCUGCUGGGUCUGUUGCCUUCUUCUACUACACAAUGUUGGCUUGGUAAUCAAGAUGCUGUAGAAGAAGGACAGUGGUUGUGGAGUGAUGGAACCCCAUAUGACUACAGCAACUGGUGCUCUGGUGAACCUAACAAUCUAAAUGUUGAGAACUGUGGAGAGCUCAACUGGGCUGUAAGAAAGCAGUCGUCUGACCAUUGCUGGAAUGAUGAGAGCUGUUCAAACUCAAUGGGCUAUGUUUGUGCUAAAGACCUGUGAGAUCAUACGCAGUCAAUCUGCCCUACAGUUAGUUUGUGCUACAUUUAAAGUUUCUGAACUGCUCUUUAUGAAAUGUUUCUCAGCCUUGAUCUUUUCAUGUUGCGGCGUUUAAUAAAUCAUAGUUUGUAGAA
Molecule: messenger RNA, 752 nt
Organism: Carassius carassius (crucian carp)
Lineage: Eukaryota; Metazoa; Chordata; Actinopteri; Cypriniformes; Cyprinidae
Product: ladderlectin-like
Exons: 6
Coding region: 160-621 (153 amino acids)
Molecular function (GO): signaling receptor activity
Source: RefSeq, a predicted model, not a curated record